Molecule: messenger RNA, 1482 nt
Organism: Colletotrichum siamense
Lineage: Eukaryota; Fungi; Ascomycota; Sordariomycetes; Glomerellales; Glomerellaceae
Gene: GND2
Product: 6-phosphogluconate dehydrogenase, decarboxylating 2
Exons: 7
Coding region: 1-1482 (493 amino acids)
Biological process (GO): pentose-phosphate shunt, oxidative branch; pentose-phosphate shunt
Cellular component (GO): cytosol
Molecular function (GO): NADP binding; phosphogluconate dehydrogenase (decarboxylating) activity
Source: RefSeq, a predicted model, not a curated record
AUGUCUGGACCAGUCGCUGAUAUGGGCCUCAUCGGCCUGGCCGUCAUGGGUCAAAAUAUCAUCCUCAAUGCAGCUGACGUCCACGGUUUCACCAUCGCCGCCUUCAACCGUACCGUGUCCAAGGUCGACCGAUUCCUGGCCAACGAGGCCAAGGGCAAGUCCAUCGUCGGUGCCCAAUCACUUGAGCAGUUCGUCGGUUUGUUGAAGAGCCCUCGCCGUGUCAUGCUCCUCGUCCAGGCUGGCAAGGCUGUCGAUGACUACAUCGAGAACCUCAUUCCCCUCCUCGAGAAGGGCGAUAUCAUCAUCGACGGUGGUAACUCUCACUUCCCCGAUACCAACCGCCGCACCAAGUACUGCGAGUCCAAGGGCAUCCGCUUCGUUGGCUCCGGUGUCUCCGGUGGUGAGGAGGGUGCCCGCUACGGCCCUUCCCUGAUGCCCGGUGGUAACGAGGAGGCCUGGCCCCAUCUUAAGGACCUUUUCCAGAGCAUCGCCGCCAAGAGCGACGGCGAGGCCUGCUGCGACUGGGUCGGUGACGAGGGUGCCGGUCACUACGUCAAGAUGGUCCACAACGGUAUUGAGUACGGUGACAUGCAGCUUAUCUGCGAGGCCUACGACAUCAUGAAGCGCGGUCUCGGUAUGUCCAACAAGGAGAUUGGUGACGUUUUCACCAAGUGGAACAAGGGCGUUCUUGACUCUUUCCUGAUCGAGAUUACCCGCGACAUCAUGUACUUCAACGACGACGAUGGCACUCCUCUCGUCGAGAAGAUCCUCGACCAGGCUGGCCAGAAGGGUACCGGCAAGUGGACUGCCGUCAACGCCCUUGACCUUGGCAUGCCCGUCACUCUUAUCGCCGAGGCUGUCCUUGCCCGCUGCCUGUCCGCCAUCAAGGAGGAGCGUACCAAGGCCUCUGGUCUCCUUCAGUACGUUGGCCGCAACAGCAAGUUCGAGGGCAACAAGGAGCAGUUCAUCGACGACCUCGAGCAGGCUCUGUACGCCUCCAAGAUCGUCUCCUACGCUCAGGGCUUCAUGCUGAUGCAGGAGGCCGCUAAGGAGUACGGCUGGAAGCUCAACAAGCCCUCCAUUGCCCUCAUGUGGCGUGGUGGCUGCAUUAUCCGCUCCGUCUUCCUCAAGGACAUCACCAACGCUUACCGCAGCAACCCCGACCUCGAGAACCUCCUCUUCGACGACUUCUUCAACAAGGCUAUCCACAAGGCCCAGCCCGGCUGGAGAGACGUCGUUGCCAAGGCUGCCCUCCUCGGUAUCCCGACUCCUGCCUUCUCCACCGCCCUGUCUUGGUUCGACGGCUACCGCACCAAGGACCUCCCUGCCAACCUUCUCCAGGCCCAGCGUGACUACUUCGGUGCUCACACCUUCCUGGUCAAGCCUGAGUUGGCCAACGAGAAGUACAAGGCUGGCGAGUACCACCACGUUAACUGGACCGGUCGCGGAGGCAACGUCUCUGCUUCUACUUACAACGCUUAA